This is a messenger RNA of Penicillium taxi, 810 nucleotides long. RefSeq lists its product as uncharacterized. The transcript has 2 exons. The coding region runs from base 1 to 810 and encodes 269 amino acids. NCBI's taxonomy places the organism in Eukaryota, Fungi, Ascomycota, Eurotiomycetes, Eurotiales, Aspergillaceae. The record is from RefSeq and is a predicted model, not a curated record.
AUGCAAGUUCUUCUUCUCGGAGGCCACGGCAAAGUUGCCCUCUACCUAACACCCCUCCUCCUCAAUCGCGCCUGGACCGUCACCAGCGUCGUGAGAAACCCCGACCAUGAAAGCGAGAUCUUAGAGCUAGGCAAAGGUCGCAAGGGCAAAUUGAACGUUCUCAUCUCAAGUCUGGAUGAUGUGAAAAGCACUUCUGAUGCUAAAAAGAUCAUUGACGCUGUUUCACCGAAUUAUGUAGUUUGGUCUGCUGGUGCCGGAGGUAAAGGUGGGCCAGCUCGCACAAAAGCAAUCGACGAGGAAGCUGCCAAAUACUUCCUGACAGCCUCGUUCGCUACGCCGAGCGUAUCCAAAUUCCUGAUGGUUUCCCACCACGGAAGCCGCCGUAACAAGCCCAGCUGGUGGUCGGAUGAAGAAUGGGCUAGUUCAGUCAAGGUAGCCACUGAAGUGCUCCCCACUUACUGCCAGGCUAAGCUCGAGGCCGACGAGUACAUGACUGCGUUGGCGGCGAAGCGCAAGCUGAAUGGAUCGCCUUUCCAGGCUAUCAACUUGCGUCCUGGUGUGCUGACUGAUGAGCCUGCUACGCGCAAGGUCGAGCUUGGUAAAACUGCUAAGUCUCGCGGAAGUGUUUCUAGGGAGGAUGUGGCUAUUGUUGCGGAUCAGUUGCUUGCUCGUGCUGAUACUGAGGGGUGGAUUGAUCUUCUUAACGGGGAUGAGCCUGUCGAGCAGGCAGUUGAGAGGGUUGCUAGGGAGAAGAUUGAUGCUGUUGAGGGCGAGGAUGUUGAUGGUAUAAUCAAGAAAUUCUUCCCUUGA